Phacochoerus africanus (Common warthog) is the source of this 1741-nucleotide messenger RNA. It is a transcript of the gene LCNL1, whose product is annotated as lipocalin like 1. Bases 260 to 1600 code for a protein of 446 amino acids. The transcript has 5 exons. Lineage: Eukaryota; Metazoa; Chordata; Mammalia; Artiodactyla; Suidae. Gene Ontology annotation, molecular function: small molecule binding. The record is from RefSeq and is a predicted model, not a curated record.
CUGGCUGUCCCUUCACCGUCUGUAAAAUUCCGAGGCUGGCUCUGCAGGACACCACCCCCCUGCCCCGAGGGGGGCCAGGACCCGCUGGCUCAGCUCCUGGUGGGGUGGGUGGCCACGGGCUGCGUCAGAAGCCAGGACAGCUAAGGGGAUUGCCAGCGGGUCCCCUCGGGGCUCUGAGCUGACGACAGCCCCUCCAGCCACACCCCCUCAAGCGGCCCCCCUAGCCGGGGCAGGUGCGAGGGCCGAGGUGGGGGUUGGCAUGGGGAGUGGAAGGUGUGGGAUUAGAGCGCCCCCACUGGGCAGAGGUAAGGUUGGGGGCACAGAGAGGGAGGCAGCUGCAGACUGUGCCCGCAACAGGCACAGACUGACCGAGGGGGCUGGGGACCCACCACCCUCACACCCCCUCCGGCCAGCUGUGAGCCCCAGUUCCCGGGCCUCUGGCCUGGGCCUCAAGCGCGCACAAGGGCCUGGCCCCUGCACCAAAGCAGACCAAGAGCCAGCAUCCCCCUCCCCACCAGAGUCCCAGCCGGGGUGGCAUUCUCAGGGCCCUGUCCUGGGCUCUCUGGGCUCACGGUGUGCAGGGCCCACCAGUGCCCCCCCCCACACACACCCCCCAGACAAACCUCAGCCAGGCCCUGCAGAGGCCCCAAGGGUUAUGAGGCUCAGAGGUCAGGGUGAGCUUCUGGGAGGGCUUCCUGGAGGAGGGGGCCUCAGACUGUGCCUGGGCCCAGGGCUGGGGGCCACAUCCCACAGGGCCUGCCAGGACUACCCCUUCCCUUGCUGCGGGGCAUCGGCCCCCUUCCCAGGAGGACACGCCAGGGGUGGGCGGGGUUGGCUGGAGGCAGCUGGGCCAGGGUGCUCUGGGGCGCAACCUGAUCGGAGCCUAUCGCAGUGGGCUAUGUCCCAGGCCAGCGCCCCAGGGCAUCUUAGGGGCAUAAAAGCACAGCGGGAGAGGCCCCCAGCACGCCUGCCCUGCUCCCGAGCCCGCGCCCUGGUCAUCGAGGGCGGCUCCGCCAUGCUGCACACGCUGCUCAUCGGCUUGACCCUCGCCCUGCUUGGGGCGGCCCCCGGCCAGGCCCAGGUCCCCAUCCAGGCCGACUUCGAUGCCAGCCAGUUCCAGGGCACCUGGUACAUGGUGGGGGUCGUGUCGGACGACCAGGCCUUCCUGGACUCCAGGGACCACCUGAAGAUGCCUGUCGUCCUGGUGACCCCCUUGGCCAGUGGCGACCUGGCCCUCAAGUUCGGGUACUCCACGCCGGACGGCGGGUGCCAGAAGGCAGACGUGACCUUCACCAGGGGUGCCGUGGACGGGCAGUUCAGCAACGCGGCCUUGGCCCAGACGGACAUCCGGGUGGCGGCCACGGACUACAAACACUUCGCCGUGCUGUACGUCGAGACGCAGAAGGGAGGCGUGAGGAACGUCUGGCUGCAGCUCCUCGCCCGGGCCCCAGAGCUGUUUCCUGAAGGUGCGCAGAAGAUGCAGCAGCUGGCACCCCAAGUGGGCCUGAACCCCAGCCAGGGCGCCCUGCUGCCCAAAUCAGGUGAGCCCCAUCCCCGCGUCGGCUCAGGGUGCAGGACCCGGAAGACCCCAGACCCUUGAGGCCAGGCCCCAAGGCCCACUCUGAGGAGCCCGGGGCCCCUUGGGAGGGGUCACCGGCAAGCCGGGAGGCAGGCGGCUCAGAGGAGGGUGGGUGCUCUGCCCCUGGGGGGCCGCAGGGCAGGUCCUCAGGCCUUCUCUCUU